Molecule: messenger RNA, 1224 nt
Organism: Peromyscus maniculatus bairdii (prairie deer mouse)
Lineage: Eukaryota; Metazoa; Chordata; Mammalia; Rodentia; Cricetidae
Gene: Timp4
Product: TIMP metallopeptidase inhibitor 4
Biological process (GO): response to hormone; negative regulation of membrane protein ectodomain proteolysis; negative regulation of endopeptidase activity
Cellular component (GO): extracellular matrix
Molecular function (GO): protease binding; metalloendopeptidase inhibitor activity
Source: RefSeq, a predicted model, not a curated record
AGUCCUGGAGGGGCUGUUUGUUACGACAGGCAGACCCCGCGAGCUCAGCUGGGGCUCUGCAGUGUCAUGCCCUGGAGCCCCCUGGCUGCGCUGAGCUGGGCGCUGGUGCUGCGGCUGCUGGCAUUGCUGCGGUCCCCGGGGCUGGGUGAGGCGUGCACUUGCGCGCCUGCGCACCCCCAGCAGCACGUCUGCCACUCAGCUCUAGUAAUCCGGGCAAAAAUCUCCAGUGAGAAGGUAGUUCCUGCCAGUGAAGACCCCGCUGACACUCAAAAAAUGAUCCGGUAUGAAAUCAAACAGAUAAAGAUGUUCAAAGGGUUCGACAAGGCCAAGGAUGUUCAGUAUGUCUACACACCAUUCGACUCUUCCCUCUGUGGUGUGAAACUAGAAACCAACAGCCAGAAGCAGUACCUUUUGACUGGUCAGAUUCUCAGUGAUGGAAAAGUCUUCAUCCAUCUGUGCAACUACAUUGAGCCCUGGGAGGACCUGUCUUUGGUGCAGAGGGAGAGUCUGAAUCAUCACUACCCCCAGAACUGUGGCUGCCAAAUCAUCACUUGCUAUGCGGUGCCCUGUACCAUCUCAGCCCCCAAUGAGUGUCUCUGGACAGACUGGCUGCUGGAACGGAAGCUCUAUGGGUACCAGGCCCAGCACUAUGUCUGCAUGAAGCAUGUUGAUGGCAUCUGUAGCUGGUACCGGGGCCACCUACGCCUCCGGAAGGAGUACGUUGACAUCAUCCAGCCGUAGUAGGGACCAGUGACCACUACAUCCCUGGAAAGAGUCCUGAAGACCAAGCCAGUUCUCUGUGGUACUCUGACCAUCACCACCUGCCAUGUUGCUGCCAGAUGAUGGGAAGUGACAAGUGGGUGGCCUGGCCAGCACUGUGGCAGCUGUGGAGCAUGCGACAGCUUAAGUCCACAUCUCCAGCUCACAACUUGUCAAGGGCUGGGGAAGGUAGUAUGACUUAGCUGCCUUGCCCUCAGCCCUCUCCCUUGUCUCCCAAACCUUGUUAGUCUAGUUUAUACCUAUUACUGAAAGUUCUUCUUCUGGCUUUGUUUUCUCCAGCCAGGAGAAUAUACGUUCCUUUUCUUAGCUCCUAUGGUAAGGGAGGAGCUGUAAGUGUCAUAAGACAGUACAACCUUGUGAUGUACGCUAUGGAAGGGGUGACUGUAUCCUGAGUGGGCUGCUUGGCUGAAAUGUAAAGAAUACACUAAAGCUCCAUAUCCUCUA